Messenger RNA from Lepus europaeus (European hare), 1014 nucleotides. RefSeq names its product olfactory receptor 2T29-like. Gene Ontology annotation, biological process: G protein-coupled receptor signaling pathway. Lineage: Eukaryota; Metazoa; Chordata; Mammalia; Lagomorpha; Leporidae. The transcript has a single exon. The record is from RefSeq and is a predicted model, not a curated record. Gene Ontology annotation, molecular function: olfactory receptor activity; G protein-coupled receptor activity. Gene Ontology annotation, cellular component: membrane. Bases 1 to 1014 code for a protein of 337 amino acids.
AUGGAUAACACCACCUGGAUGGCCGCCCACCCAGGGCAGCUGUAUUUCAUCUUUGUGGGACUCUUCCAUCAAUCCCAGCACCCUGCUCUUCUCUGCAUGGUCAUUUUUGUGGUUUUCCUGAUGGCCUUGUCUGGAAACACUGUGCUCAUCCUGCUGAUACACUCCAAUGCCCACCUGCACACGGCCAUGUACUUUUUCGUCAGCCAGCUGUCCCUCAUGGACACGGUGUACAUCUGUGUCACUGUGCCCAGGAUGCUCUUGGGCCAGGUCACGGGAAUGAACAAGAUCUCAGUCCCUGAAUGUGGGGUGCAGAUGUUCCUCUACUUGACUGUAGGUGGUUCAGAAUGCUUCCUUCUGGCUGCCAUGGCCUACGACCGCUUUGUGGCCAUCUGCCAUCCUCUCCGGUACCCUGUCCUCAUGAACCACAGGAUGUGUCUCCUGCUGGCUUCUGGCUGCUGGUUCCUGGGGUCGGUGGAUGGCUUCAUGCUCACUCCCAUCACCAUGACCUUCCCCUUCUGCAGGUCGCAUGAGAUCCAUCACUACUUCUGUGAGGUCCCUGCUGUCAUCAAGCUCUCCUGCUCGGACACUUCCCUGUAUGAGAGCCUCAUGUACCUGUGCUGUGUCCUCAUGCUCCUCAUCCCUGUCACAAUUAUUUCAAGCUCUUAUUCCUUCAUCCUCUUCACCAUCCACAGGAUGAACUCAACAGAGGGCAGGAAGAAGGCCUUUGCCACCUGCUCCUCCCAUAUGACCGUGGUCAUUCUCAUGUAUGGGACUGCCAUCUAUAGCUACAUGCUCCCCAGCUCCUACCACUCUCCUGAGAAGGACAUGGUGGUGACUGUAUUUUACACCAUAAUCACUCCUGGGUUGAACCCCUUAAUCUACAGUUUUAGGAACAAGGAUGUUACCAGGGCUCUGAGGAAAACGCUGAGUGAGUGCUGCCAUGGAGGAAAUAGUUCAGUAGGGAAUUGGCACACUAACGGCUUCUUUUCAUUCUCUCCACAAGUGGAUGUGUAG